GACAUUAGGACCGCGCAGACUCUACGGCUGGAGCGUUAUAUUACUCCAGUAUACAUUCCCCAAACAACGGGGAACUGGGGGAUCGACAAGGAGAUUAUCUUACCGACGACUUUUUGCACUUUGGAUUCAAGGGAACCGGUGUGGAUGGAGUUAAAGAAUCCCUUUACUCAACCCGCACAUUUUACCCACUUGAAUCAUAUCUUCUCUGGCCGCAGAAAGUGUGUGGCUCACUUUUUGGUUUUCCCGUGGAGGAGGACCCUCUGUUGAUCCCUCUGUGCGCCCUCUCGGUUCUCCAUUCGCCAGACGCGGAGCAGAGCCGCAUCACCAUCAUCAUCAGCGCUCGCGCUGUCUCUGUGUCUCUGCUCGUGCAGUCAGGACCCGUGUGCCCUGCUAUCCCACCACCAUGAAUUCGGAUAUUAACAUGUACUUGGGGCGGGAGAAAACGGGGAUAAUGCGAAAGAGAGCCCUGCUACUCAGGAAAGGCUGCAGUUUCGAAAUAACGAGCUCAGCAUCAGAGGAUCUUGGAUGCAGGAGAGGAGAGUUCAGCCGGAAACACUAUGGAUCAGUUGAACUGCUCAUCUCCAGUGAUGCAGACGGGGCCAUACAGAGAGCUGGGAGAUUCAGAGUGGAGAAUGGUUCAAUAGAUGAGACCUCUGACUACACGCCUGGAACAUGGAGGAGAACUGAUGUCCAUUUGGAGAACCCAGAGUACCACACCAGAUGGUACUUCAAAUACUUUCUGGGAAAAGUUCACCAGAACUAUGUGGGGACGGAUGCGGAGAAGAACCCUUUCUUCCUGUCUGUGGUUCUGUCGGACCAGAACAACCAGAGGAUCCCACAAUACCGAGCCAUCCUCUGGCGCAAGACGGGUACUCUAAAAAUCAGCCUUCCAUACAGUCCAACAAAAACACUAUCAGUCAAAUCUAUAUUAAGUGCCAUGAAUGUGGAUCGUUUCGAAAAGGGCCCGAGGGAGAUCCUUAAUCCAGAGAUUCAGAAGGACUUACUGGUGCUGGAGGAACAAGAGGGCAGCGUAAACUUUAAAUUUGGUGUUCUUUAUGCCAAAGAUGGACAGUUGACAGAUGAUGAAAUGUUCAGCAACGAAACAGGAAGUGAGACCUUUGACAAAUUUCUGAAUCUCCUUGGCGACACAAUCUGUCUGCAGGGCUGGGCAGGGUAUCGAGGAGGACUGGACACUAAAAAUGACACUACAGGAAUGAAUUCCAUCUACACAGUCUAUCAGGGUCAUGAGCUCAUGUUCCAUGUUUCCACCAUGUUACCUUAUUCUAAAGAGAACAAGCAACAGGUAGAGAGGAAGAGACACAUAGGGAACGACAUUGUGACCAUCGUGUUUCAGGAGGGAGAUGACGCCUCUCCAUCCUUUAAACCCUCGAUGAUUCGCUCCCAUUUUACACAUAUUUUUGCCUUAGUUAGAUAUAAUAGCCAGAAUGAUAGUUACAGGUUGAAGAUUUUCUCAGAGGAGAGUGUGCCGUUAUUUGGCCCACCCCUCCCUUCCCCUCCAGUGUUCACAGAUCACCAGGAGUUCAGGGACUUUCUACUAGUUAAAUUAAUAAAUGGAGAAAAAGCCACUCUUGAGACCCCCACUUUUGCUCAGAAACGUCAGCGUACGCUGGACAUGCUGAUCAGAUCCCUGUACCAGGAUCUCAUGCCUGACAUGCACAAGGUUCCCUUCUCUCCGCAGAACAUGCUGAACCGACGCUCAUUCAGUGAUGUACUGCCAGAGUCGCCCAAAUCGGCCCGUAAAAAAGAGGAGGCACGUCAGGCCGAGUUUGUACGGGUGGGACAGGCCCUGAAGCUGAAAACUAUAGUUAGAGGUGAUGCACCCACCAGUCUAGUCACUACUGGCCUUUGCAGGAAAGAGCCAUGGGAGUCACAGUCGUUCUGCAGCAGCUUCCCAUAUGAAAUAGUCUGUGGAGACUCAUGGGGACAGUCAUUACUGGUCGCCACAGAUUCAGCAGGGGUCAUGCUGCUGGAGGCCUCAGAUCCACUGUUCUCCAAUGCAGAUUCACCAACCCUGCCUCCGGUGCAGGUAUUUGACAAGACCUUGACAGUCAAACAAUUGCACGUUCUUGAACCUCAGGACCUCCUCGUUGCAAGAGCAGACAAGGGGAAAGACGCUCGACUGUAUGUUUACAGACUGAGUACUCUCAAACGAGGGAUAGAGGAGAGGCAGCUUGUCCGUACCAAGUAUGACAGUCGGGAGAACAAGCUUGAGAAAACCAAAGGUUGCCAUCUCUACUCCAUAAACACACAUCAUGGGGUAGAGCUUAGAGUCGUUGCGGCGAUAAGAAACAAGCUUCUUCUGAUCACCAGGAAACAGUCACGCCUCGAUUGCCUCAGCUCUAUCGCUACUGUCACAGGGGCUACUGACUCACCUGUGGAAGAGUUCCAAUACAUACGGGAGAUCUGCUUAUGUGACUCCCCGGUGAUCAUGGCUCUGGUUGACGGCCCAACUGGAGAGAAUGACCACAUGAUCUGCGUGGCCUACAGACAUCAGUUUGACCUGAUCAAUGAGAGCACAGGAGAUGCCUACAGACUACACCAUGUAGAGUCCAACCGGGUGAACUUUGUUGCUGCCAUAGAUGUGUAUGAAGAUGGAGAGGCUGGACUUCUUCUUUGCUAUAACAAUAUUUGCGUAUAUAAGAAGGUGUGUCCGUUUAACGGAGCCACACCUAUGAUUCAGCCCAACUCUUCAGACUUCCAUUUCAGCUGGAACCAAAUGCCCAAUGCUAUUGUGUGUGCGUUCCCAUAUAUCCUCGCAUUCACCACCGACUCCAUAGAGAUCCGGCUAGUUGUUAAUGGCAACCUAGUAUAUACAGCUGUCGUUCCAGAAUUGCAACUGACUGCGUCCAGAUCUGAUAUCUAUUUCAUCUCGUCAGCACCUAUAAACUCUGCCUCUAACUGUAGCUCCAGGGACACUAGUUCCCAGAGUUCCCCUCAGACUCCCACCGGCUAUGAGAUGCCAGUCUUCCCUUCACCGCUUGGAGAUGAUUGUAUUCGGAUCCCCUACGGCACCAAGCUAUCCCUCUACAUGUCUAAAGACUCUGAAGGUGAAGCUCCCUCAAAACACAUCUAUAAGAUUCCGUUGAGUAACCUAGUUGGACGGAGCAUAGAGAGGCCCCUCAAGUCUCCGUUGGUUAAUAAAGUGCUCACAGCACCCGUCCCAAGUGUAAUCGGCCCCGCUCCCAUGAUCGCAAGCACAACCUCGCUCUCGCUGUCUCGCAUGGAGAUCAAAGAGAUCGCCAGCCGCACACGGAAAGAACUGCUGGGUUUAACUGAGGAACCCAGCAGUAAGGCAGAUGGUAACUCAGUGAAACAGAGAAGAAUAAGCAAAAAGAACAAGGAGGAAGAGCAGAGGAGAACAGCGGAGAUCAGCACCACUGACCAAGUGGGAAUGGAGUCUGUAGAGGGAGAAACUGACGUCCAGAGGAUUUGCUCAUCUGGCUCUGAGGUGGAGCCACGAGAAGAUAGCCCACCCACAGCCAGCCCUUUUACCAUAUCCACAUCUUUUGAGGAGGAUAUUUUGGACCUUAAGUGAUGACAAUCACAGUCUGUGGAUUAGUCAGUGCACCUCUCACCUUACAAAUCCUCUAACCUUUAUUUUAUAUCAUUCUUUUUUAUCAUGUUACAUUGAAUUUUGUGUUUUUCUUAGUCUGCUUACUUAUUUGUGUGUGCAAAUGAAUCCCCAGAGCUUUAAACUAAAAUGAGUUUACAGUAUGGUGAUGUCAAAAUUCACUCCUAGUGGAUGUGUGGAUGUGUGUGUGUGUGUGUGUGUGUGUGUGUGUGUGUGUGUGAGAGAGAGAGAGAGAGAGAGAGAGAGAGAGAGAGAGAGAGAGAGAGAGAGAGAGAGAGAGAGAGAGAUCCUGUUUACUCUAAAAGAAAUAUAGAAAUACAACAAAAAAUGGGAUUAUCUGCGAUCAUUUCAGAAUUCUGCUCAAAGAAAAACUGACCAAAAAUGUUACAAAACCCCCAAGAUGCUGAGUUAGUCAAAGUUUGAUUUAGUGUCUGAUUGAUGAGACACAUUCUCCAUCAGCUUUGGGACAAAUAUGUAGCUUUGUAGCAAACCUGAAGCCAUAUGAACAGAAAUAGAACAUUUAAAGAAUUUUGGCGUGAAAGGUUAGAGACAAAAUCUAAAGUCAAGACAAAAUAAUAUAACUUUUCACUCGAAGACCUGAUUGUAAGAUUGACGCUCCUAAAAACAAUGACACUUAUUUUUUAACUCUUUAUUUUGUGUUUUUAACUGUUUUCUAUGUUUGUGAUUUGUACAUUGUGUGAUUAUAGAUUAUAAAAAACGAUAUAUGCAUCUCGGACCAGAUGCACAUGAACAUAAAUAUCUAUAUAUAUAUAAAUAGAUAUACCUUUCUCGUUCUGUUGUAUUAUGGAGAAAUAAAACUCACUUCUUGUGUAUAUGAAUGUUAUGGUCUAACCCAGUGGUUCUCAAACUUUUUUCGUUGUGCCCCCUUAAUUCUUUAAAGAAAUCUGUGUCAUUGCAGUUCGAUGCCGCUUUAUAAAGGCACUUGAAUGUUGUUGCAACGGCUGUUUUUUUUUUGUUUUUGUUUUUUUUCUGCUGAUUUCCCCCUGCUUGGUGGGCCCGUCCCACACUUUGAGAACCACUGGUCUAGCCUGCCUUCACCCUUACCAUGCUUUUAAACCCUGACACGCAAACCCUUGGCAGAAACGGCAGGAGUCUCCCACAAGUGCCAUUUUCUACUGCACACAUAAACCACUAGCACCCUCUAUCAGACUAACCAUGAAUUACAUUGCAUGAGGCAGAAGCCAACGAAAUUCAUUAAAGAACACAGUUUGGUCACAGCUGGUAAAUUUGCAGCUGUUUACUAUGCCAACAAAAGCAUCUGCAUUUACAGGUACACAGAAAAGGGCUCUGGAUCACCUGCAUGCCUCCCUUCAAUCCCACUACAAAAAUAUAAGGGAAUUGAUGUAUCAAUGGUUUAGAAAUAGGAUGUAUUAUCUUUAUAUUUCUCAUGAAUUUGGUACAAAUUGAAAGAAACUGCCUGGAAUUCAAGCCAGGGUCACUUAGACUAAAGCUCAGACUCUGGGUUACUCCGCAAAAAUGAUAUAUACAUACAUACAUUUUAAGGAUGUUUAGAUAUUUUGACUGAAGAACAAUACAAAUAUCAGAAAAAAAUAUUAUUGCUGUUUAAUAAGAGAAUACCGAUUCUGCUGUUUACAGUUCAAACUCAGAAAUGUUUAAGAUUGUCAACAAAGUGACACCAGAACACAAGAGCCUCAGGAACAGCACAAGAGGAGGAGUGUUAAACUGCUUAGCUGAAUGCAUGCAUGCCCCCAACCCCCUCACACGCCAUACACACCUCAACCUUUCUUCAUCCGAAUGUGAACCUCUCACCACUAGAAGCAUUCUGAACUAAAAAGGGAAAACUUGGAAAUAUUUUUGUAAAUGAUAAGUUUUACAUAUGAUGUAUUAGCUUUUAGUUGUUCUUUGAGGGGAAUAGAGUGAGCUAGAGACUGAUGGAAUAUAUUUUUCUCUUUUUUUUUGUCCUUUGGCAUACUGUUGUCUUUCCCCUUCCCUCUGUUCACUCUCCUAACUCUUUUCGCAGUGGUUUUGUAUCUAUAUCAAUAUUAACUGUUUAGACUGUUGCAGAAACUCUGUGAUAUCGGAAAAUAAACAAAAAUGCAUAUAAAAAACACCAAGUGUCUUAAAAUAUUGUAUUGCCAUUGUUUUUAAUGCCAAGUACUACUUGUAAAUGUUUGUGUUUCAGAUGUGGCCUCAAGCAUAUUAUUAUUAUUAUAGCAUUUAUUUGAAAAAGUGCUGUAGCCCACUGCUGUAGUUAAUAUUGUUCAUUGAAAUUAAAUAAAUAUUUAUGAAAUUUGA
Messenger RNA from Pimephales promelas (fathead minnow), 5869 nucleotides. RefSeq names its product GTPase activating Rap/RanGAP domain like 3 (gene garnl3). Gene Ontology annotation, molecular function: GTPase activator activity. The record is from RefSeq and is a predicted model, not a curated record. Gene Ontology annotation, biological process: regulation of small GTPase mediated signal transduction. NCBI's taxonomy places the organism in Eukaryota, Metazoa, Chordata, Actinopteri, Cypriniformes, Leuciscidae.